GAGAGGCGAAAAAAAAAAAAGAGAGGGCGAAAAGUUUUAGCCACGGGGAGGUCGGGGGCACUACUUGGAAGUGAGCGAAGUGUAAACACCGACGAUUACCGGUGUGAGAUAGUUUUGUAAGGAAGUAUUUUCACCUGAAGCUACUCAAACUCCCGACUGUUGUGUUAUUCUUUCCCUCGGAUGGGUCUCACUAGUGUUGCUCUACCACUGUGGAUGUCUGCUCCGGAGAGAGGCUCUUCGACUAAUUCAAACAUACAACUCUGUUGGUGAUUGCCUCUGUUGUUGGUGAUUGCCUCUGGCGAUUGCCUCUGUUUGUUAUUCAACAAACCUAGACCUAGAUCUAUCACUGUUUUUUUUUUGUUGUACUUUUUCUCUAAUCGGGGGAAAAGACUGCAAGAACAACGGAUGUUUUUUUUUCAUUCAAAAUGUUUCUCACCACAAAGAUAACCUAAAAAGUGUGUGUUGAAAAUAAUAAGGUAACGUGCAUUUUCAGUUUACCCUGCAUAUAAAUAAAAUAGAUCAAGAAUAUAGAUCUAUAUUCAAGAGCAAUGUAAUAUAUAAUUGUGGAAUUCGUAACGUGAGGAAUUAUCUUAUCGCCCAGUUGUUAAUGGAUGCUCUUCAAAUCUUUGAGAGAGGAUACUCCUUUGGAUUUAAUGUAAUCGGGAGGAGCUGAAAGCGCGCCGCACACACGCACGCACCGACCCACCAAACUCUUGAGGCUAUGGCCCUGGCAGCUAGUGUACAUAUACUUGUACACAUUGUGCUUGUGUGCGUGGCUACAUCAAUCGGCAUCAACUGCGACUGUGACACGAUGGAGUGCAAAGAGAGUGGCAAGACGUCCUGCCUUGGCCACAUGUGCUACACGGAGCUGCACAACAACGUCAUCACCAGAGGCUGCGACCCGACGCCGCUGGCCUGCGAGAACAGGAAGCCGGUUGGGAUCGGGAACUGGCCCAACUUGUUCUGCUGCAAGGACAAAAACUUCUGCAAUAAAUAUGUGGUGCCCUUGGGCGCUGUUCAAGGUACUGAAGCUCCCUUGACCACAGAUGACCAUGUCAACCCACACCAACUGACAGAAUCCAACUGCUCCAACUCUGAGGCCCAGUUACGGCGCUCGGCCGCUCGUGUCAUCAACCCAAUCUACAUCGCAGUGCCCGUGGCUGGGGUCUGCGUACUGCUGGCCCUGGUCAUCUUCGCCAUGUACCUGCUCCGGCGGCGGACCGACUAUCAUCACGACAACUUUCACCAUUACCAGAACGACCCGAGCCUGGCGCCUAAGCAGAUCAUCGUCCCGCAUCACUGCCAGUGCACGUGCAAGAAGACAGAGGAGGAGACUCCGUGCAGCAAAGGAAACAGGUGCACGGACAGUGAGCGGUCAUCGUCCGGAAGUGAAACGAAACUGUUUCUUCAGUCAUGACCGGAUGUGGGGUCAGUUUGUACAAAGAUAUCAUUUUUUUGGACCAAAUGUUAGUUCAAUAAUCGAAUUGCUCAAAGGAAUUGUGACUAUUUCUGAACACAAUGCUCAAAACAAAAAAAUUACUAACCAAUGGUUUUCCUUCUUUUCUGACACGUGACUUCAGUCAUCUGAAUCUACAUUUAUUGAAAUAAGGCAAAUAAGUGCCAAAGGUCACCAGAGGAUUCAGUUUAAAAAAAAUCACAAAUACUCUGUUUCUUAGAUGAGUAUUGACAGAGACAGUAGUCGAGCUGACCAGCUCUUCAAUUAGUUCGAUCAUGUACUUUGACCUAUCUGAAGUUUUGUUUUGCCGUAUUCCUUCCGGUUUCUGUGGAGAUGAAUAUAGCAGCCAAAAACUGACGUCAUCGUUGUAUUCUAUGAUUGGCUGAGAGUUGAGCUCCUAAUGAAAUAAAGCGAAAGUCUGGAGUAUGGCGGAUGUAGCUCUCACCACGAAGAUUUAAAAUGUAUUUACUUUUUUUUUUGUGCUUCAGGUCAGGAGCUCGGACCUUAAGGCGAAAGGUCACUUAAUAGGAUUGAAGGAUAAUAUUAAUUUAAAGCAAUGUCCGCUGUGAUGUGUAAGAUAUUAUCUUUGUUUAUGUUUGUAUCCUUGGUAACUAGACUUUUGUUAAUCCCAGAUGUAAAUAUAGCUUCCGGUAAUGGCGCUCAAUAUGUUUCCUUUUUUUUUUUAAACUUAAAACUGAAAGACUGUAAUAACUUUUUGUUUAUUCUUUGAUGUUUAAUGCUUAAUACACAAGAGUAAUUGUAGUUUGAAUCUUCUGCUCGCUGUCAAUAAAAAGGAUUAGGUUUAAAUGUCCAGUAAUAAGCCAAGCAGAACUAGCUAAUUACUUUGAAGAAUAAUUUAGCUUUCUUCCUAGCGCAGCCUGUGUCACGAAUUCACAUAUCCCUAUUACUGCCAUUGUGAGGUACUUACAUCUCCUAGAGCUGUUAAUUUCCAGUAUUCACAGCUGCCUAGCGCUUCUAUUGCUAAGUAGUCACAUCACAUAGAGCUGUUAAAUUUCAUUAUUCACAUCUCCAUAGAAAUGCCAAUGUCAAGUACUCCCAUCUCAUAGAGCUAUUAGUUUCCAGUAUUCACAUCUCCAUAGCAAUGCCAAUGUCAAGUACUCUCAUCUCGUAGAGCUAUUAGUUUCCAGUAUUCACAUCUCCAUAGCAGUGCCUAUGUCAAGUACUCUCAUCUCAUAGAGUUGUUAGUUUCCAGUAUUCACAUCUCCUAGCACUGACUAUGUCAGGUACUCCCAUCUCGUAAAGCUAUUAGUUUCCAGUAUUCACAUCUCCAAAGUACUGCCAAUAUCAAGUAUUCACAUCUCUACUGAAUGAACUUUUGCAAAAUGAAACUAAUAUCCACAUUAAUUUCAUAUUCUAAACCUAAUCAAAGACAUGCAUUCUAUAUUCUACAUACAAGUUAUCACUGUCUUUCUUCAAGACUUAACAUCACGUGACUCCAGCUGUGUUACUGUAAACAUUAGAAUUUUUUCAUCAUUAUUAUGUUUUUGCCCAUUGUAAAUGGUGGCAGCUGAAUCAUUCGAUUGGUACGAACGAUGUGUAUGUUAGCAGCUGUAUUGAUCUAAUGAGUAGGUGUAUGUAUGGAAUAUAUUAGUAGGCCAUCUGUAAUCAAACUUCUUGGAUAAAUAUGUGUUGUAAAGUUCCCCUCUCAGACCAUGUGGUCUAUAGAGCAGAUGAUGUAAAGGUCAUCCUUUUUUUGUUUUUGGCUCAUGGUGUCAUGCAGCCAGCAUAACUUAACUUUACAUUUCCACAACUAAUGCCAGGUAUCCAUAAGAGCUAGGUGGACUCAGAGGCGCCCUAAAGAUCCCAAAAUUAAAAAUUCCAGUCUCCACCCUCUGGUUUGAAAGCCAACCACCUUACCACUCAGCCACCGCGCCUCCUGAAAUAGUGUUGAUUGUAUGUUUACUCUCCAGCUAGUCCCACUUAAGAGUGUGAGUUGUCUCUCUUAGACUCAUAAUAAACUUUUAAUAAAGCAAUAUAAAAAGAUGUCGAUCUAGAAGUUUUUGAACUUGUGAGUUUACAGUGCAAAACAAAUGCUUGGAUCUAGACCAAUGAUGUAGAUUGUAGAGUGAGUCCAGCCACACAUUGUUGUAUUUCUAUAGGCCUUCGUGUUUCUGUUGUUGCCAGUUUGUUGGCGUUGCAAAGGAAAGAUAACUCAACUGUGACUUAAGAUGGUACAAUUUAAUUCAUGUCUUUUAUCGUGCUAAUUUGCUCAUGCGUGUGUGUGUGUGUGUGUGUGUGAGAGAGAGAGAGAGAGAGAGAGAGAGAGAGAGUGCUGACCACAGUGAAACUAUUCAUUCUCCUGUUGUACUAGUGUUACAUGACCAUGUUAUCACUAGAACAAGAUAUGGCUAAUAACCAAAGAUUUUUUAAAAACUGUAUUACAAGAUUAAUAUAUGACCUAUGGUAUUUUUUUUUAUAAACUACACACAUGUGUGCUAAUUAUCCUCACUCUGAUCUGUGAAAAUGGUUUAUAAAUGCACUAGCAGCUGUCAGCUUAAUAGAAGCUUUGGUGCUGAACAAAUGAAAAAUAAACAUGACAUGCAAUAUAUAACAUACAAUAGCAGCACUUGGAUGGAUUACUUAUGAAGAGAAGAAAGUAAAUAAACAUGGUGAAACAAAGAUAAUCUCCGACGAGGACUCAAACCAUGGACCUCCAACCGGGCAAAAGACCGGAUUUAAAUUUGAUGAGGCCUUAAGCCAGGGAUUCUCAACCUGUGGGUCGCGACCCCCUUGGGGGUCGAUUGACGAUUUUCCAGGGGUCCCAAAAGACCAUCGAAAAAAUGUUUUUGUCUAUUCUUUUAAUGCUGUAUGUGGGGGGGGGGGGGGGGGUUUCGCGGCAGAGUUAGGGGGGUAGGGGGGUGUAAAAAGGAUCGCCGAACUUAAAAGGUUGAGAACCGCUUCGGGCUUAAGCUAUUUGAGAUAUGGGGCCUCAUGUGAUCAACGUAAGACGAUUUUUCUUUUGUUUUAAAAUAUCAAUGGAACCAUUUUUUUUGGAGGGGGGGGGGAGUCCCCAGAUGGUGGACGCCCUAAUAUACCGGUAUAGCUUGUUUUGCCUAUAGGUAUACCCAGCACUGACCGGACCACAUUGCCUUGCAGCGACCCUGGUAUCAGGCCCAGGCUAAAAUCAGACUUGAUCCUACAGAACUUAAGGUGAGGAGCUUCAGGUCUAUACCUAUGUAGGAGAGAUCUUUCCUGACGGUCGACGGGACGAUUCGGAUGACGAGAGUCCCGAUUUCCUAAUGAACUUUUUGACGAGGUCCUGCAAAAAAAAAAACAAGUCAGCGUUUGACAACACUAUCUUUACUUUCUUCUCUCAAUAACUUUUGUACACCAGUGCUGCUGUUAUAUGUUAUGUUUAUGCAAGUCUACAUUGAAUUCGUAAACCUUUAAUUGGUUUAUUGUGUAUGACAGUGAUCCCCAAACUACGACUGGCGGGCCCAAUCCGGCCUCUUGAGACUUCUACCCACAGUACAUAAUGUAGAACCUCAGUUCCAUUUGAUGGGGGCUCAUGACCAACGUGUUGGAGUUCUAAAUAGCUCCCUGGUCGAAGUUGUUUGGGCAUCGCUGGUGUAUGGUCUAAUUCUUAUGGUAUCUGUUUAUUUUGUUAUUGAGAUGUUUUCUUUGCAAAAUAUGUAAUGUGUGGAUGUAUUUGAUACUUGGAGAGAAUGAAAAAAAAAAUGUUUUUAUUUUUUGAUGAGAUUAUGGUUAGCAUAAUUAGCUUAGGAUCUUACACAGUUAUGUUGGAUAUUUUAUUAAAAUGUAAAUUUAUGUAAAUAUUGAUCGAUGAGUUUUUAUGUGUUUUUUUUUUUGGUUUAGGUAUCAUAAAAUGAACUUCCAUCUCCAUUGAAUAAAAUCAACAGACUCUUUA
Molecule: messenger RNA, 5345 nt
Organism: Biomphalaria glabrata
Lineage: Eukaryota; Metazoa; Mollusca; Gastropoda; Planorbidae
Exons: 3
Coding region: 722-1417 (231 amino acids)
Source: RefSeq, a predicted model, not a curated record